AUGGCCAGCGCGACCCCUUUCCGCGACGAUGGGCCUACGCUCGAGGCUACCGAGGCAGAGCUGUCAAGGCUUCUCUCAGAAGAGAUAUCCGUCCAGACCGAGCUCGACAAGUUCAAGAGCAAGGUUGCAGAGCUCGAAAUCAGGCGAACAAAUGUGGGCAAGGAGUGUCAUCACCUCACCCGCAUCGUCGCUGAGAAGCUCUGCCGCAAAUUCGUCGACAAGUUCCACACCACUCUACCACCAGAGCUCCGCGAGAUGGUCUACGACUACGUCUGGGAUGAGCCCAUGCUCAGGCUGGUCUUCCAUGACGUGACCUUGAACGAGAAGACUUCGAACACUAGGGGUUUCCCACGGUCCCGCGCGUUCACUGGUCGUCGGGUGCGAGACAAGAUCAAUUUGGCGCCUUGGUCCGUACCCUGCAGGGGAGACAGCUGUCGUUGUUUCCAUUGGUGGGAGCUUCCACUCUGGGUCCAGCACCAGUAUGUGGGAAUGGACGUCGCCGUGGAAGUCGCCAAAGCAUACUAUCGCAACAUGUCCGGCCGUCAGUUGAAUGCUUAUCACCUCCACGAACUAACCGACUUCCUGUCUGAAGAUCACUUCCACCUCGGCGUCAAACCUCUCGACCACAUUCGCCGUCUAGAGCUCUCUUUGGAGGAGUACGCUUUCCUUCAAGACGAGGGCCAAAUGGAACACUCUAUUCAGACCAAAAAUGGCCAAGACAUCUUCCAGCACUGUUUCGAAGGGCUCUUGGACGUGCGUGUCAAGAAGGGUUUCCACCUGACGAUCAAGCUCCAAUGGGACGGUGAUCACAUCUACUGUAUGCCGGCUCUGGAGCGCUCCCUCAAAGUGGUUCACACGUUGAUGAAGGAAGGCGCUAAAGUCACUGUGCUUGCUUUUGAGAUGAACUACCGCAAAGAGUACAACGUCUCAGAUUACUACGCACUUUCGCAGGAAGACUGGCAGGCAAAGUGGAUAAAGAGGAUGCGAAAAGCCCUUCGCCUCCAGCGCCGUCCUCCUGCCUCCCUCAGCGACUCUAUGAUGGCGUUUAUUCAUGGUCACUCUGGUACUGAUAUUGACAUCCUUGACGAAGACCUCGUGGGCGAUUCACAACAAGAUAGGUCGGAAGACGAUGCGUUUGUGAGGGCUAUGGCCGGCUUGAAAGCUCCUCCCGACCCGAGCGCUCUUCUUUUUCCCAUGUGA
Messenger RNA from Alternaria conjuncta, 1200 nucleotides. RefSeq lists its product as uncharacterized. The transcript has 3 exons. The record is from RefSeq and is a predicted model, not a curated record. Lineage: Eukaryota; Fungi; Ascomycota; Dothideomycetes; Pleosporales; Pleosporaceae. The coding region runs from base 1 to 1200 and encodes 399 amino acids.